Ciona intestinalis (vase tunicate) is the source of this 2130-nucleotide messenger RNA. The record is from RefSeq and is a predicted model, not a curated record. NCBI's taxonomy places the organism in Eukaryota, Metazoa, Chordata, Ascidiacea, Phlebobranchia, Cionidae.
AAAGAAGAGUAAAUGUUAACCUGUUGAAACAGUGUAGAGCAUUGGACACCACUUAGCGAAGAAAUUUAGUAAAGCGACGUACGACAGUUUACAAGCCAAUAUACCCUUCAAUUUGCCUACUUCGCAGAAAUAUUGUACAGAAUAAUUGAUGGUACAAGCAUAUGCAAAAAGCUUAUUGUUUUUUUUAGAUUUCAUUCGAUAUGGAAACGUACAGUUGGGUUUUUGUAUUCGUGAUAAUUUGCACAGUAACUAACAUCAUAUACCAUAACAGCUUCGAACAUUUUGAAGAACGGCGACCAUAUCCAACUGCAAGACCUAAAAUCAAAUUUCCUACUAUCAAUUUUACCAAAUAUAAACAAUUCUUUCCAAAAUAUUCUCCAUAUUUUGGACUUUCUUAUUUAUACGUUUAUGGCCGACCACGCAGUGAAUUUCUGGACAAAGGUUUUGAACAGGAACUUGAAGAUUGGCGAGUUUUUUUUCCAGAACUCAUGGCUUCUUUAAACAAGUUCAAUCAACGAAAGCAGAAUACGGACUUCACUUUAAAUACUUUCAGCAACUCUAGGGUUGUAAUCGUCGAUAAAAGAACAGAAUAUAAAACUGGGGAUAUAUUGAAUGCUCGAAUUGAUGCUUAUGAUUGGAAAGAAAACAAAAGAUCUUUCGGUGGAGAUUAUUUUGUCGCUAGAUUAGUAUAUGGAGACGGUUUAUACCCUGAUGGUAUUGCUGGUAUAGUUACUGAUCAUCGAAAUGGAACGUACAGUAUCAGAGUGCCACUGUUGAUUCCGGGCGAAGCACGACUUGAAGUGAAACUCAUGAUACCGCUUGAAGGAAUAGCUGAACUUAUUAGAUGUACGUCCCUAAGAAAAUUUCUAGGAACGACAUACAUCGCUACAUUUGAGACGCUAGAAUCUACUGAGUGCAAUAUUGACCUACUGAGUUUUACUAAAUUGACACCUAACGAGAUAUGCGAUUACAGCAACCCACGCAACCAGGAACCUUGGUUUUGCGUCAAACCACCGUCGGGAAAAUGCUCAAAGAUUAUAAAGUUAACAUUUGACAGAAACAAACCAUCAGUGUUUGAUUCUACAAAUGAAAUUUGCAACGAAAAUUUGCUCCAACAACUUGGGAGUAGUAAACUCAUUUAUGGCUCUGGUUUGAAAAUAUCAAUCCAACGACCUGGUUUUCAGUCACAGCAGUUGCCGAAGUUGCCUCUGUGCAAAACUAGCUUAAAUGGAAUUACAACAGCACGACCGAAUGGUUAUUUCGUUAACGGCGUGUGGAAGUCUACGUUUUGUAAAAACAACCUCAAAUCUUUUGCUAAAGCUGCGUCGUGUUUUCAUAAUAAAGACAUCUAUUUCUUGGGCGACUCUACGUCAAGACAGUAUUACUAUUUGUUCGCAAAAAUGAUAGGAAUGGAACCAGUCUACCGGGAAGACGGGACUGAGAUUUCGUUAGGUGACGGUUGGAACCAACCGAGAACAUUUCAAUCAGGAAGCACUCAGAUGUACUUUCGGGGCCACGGCACACCCAUGCAGAAUUCUGGCCAUAUAGCCGCCAUGCCUUAUGUGAGUGACAUGUUAGAUGAAAUAACGCCCGGUGAAAACGAAGUGGUUGUUAUUUUUAAUCUGGGAUUACACGUUUUGUAUUUUGAACCUUCUUUCUUCAUUCAUCGUAUGCGGGGAAUUAAGGAUGCUAUGUUACGACUCAACCAACGACGAGCAAACGUUCGCGUGAUAUACCGAAGUCAACGAGUUUUGGAUAUCAACACUAAUAGAACCAACGGCUGGCUUGCAUAUCGUUAUGGAGUUCUUACUCGGGAGAUAUUUAAAGACGUUAAAAACUUGUUUUAUUUUGAUUUAUGGGAUUUAUCCAGCGUUUGGCCGCUUAACCACUUUCAUCCUAGGCAAGAACAUUUAGAACAGGAAGCACUUUACUUGUGCAACUUCAUCUGUAACGGAAAACGAGUAUAGUAGAUGCUAUAUGAGACGCACGUAUUUAAAGUAUUUGGUGGCGAUUUACAACUAUAUAGUCAAAUCAGACCACCAGUGUAACCGGACCGUUAGUUGUCAUGGUGCUGUACUUAUACAGGAUACAUUACGAUUACGGCGAUUCAUUAAUAAAUUAUGUAUUUCG